AAUCACAAGAUCUCUGCGAAUGUAGUGUUUAAAAAAAAAAAAAAAAGGAUCUUUGCAAAUGUGAUAAGGUCUCUCUGUGUUCCCCCGUCUCAAUAACAAAAGCUAAAAUCUUGCACAAGGACGCCGAACCGGGAGAGAGAUGGCAUAUAAUCUCUGCUUUUCUCCAUCCUCUCUCUAUCAACCUCUCUGCAACUCUAUCUUGUCUUCUAGAGAUCCUAAACCAAGAUACUUCAACUUUUCUUCUGGACUUACCUCUUUCCAGCUUCAAUCAAGAACAUCUCUCCAAAUCACUCGUGUCUCUUUACAGGACCAAAUAGCACAAGAAGCUACACAAGAACAAGAUGCAAAUGUCCAAUACCCAGAUGGAAAAAGGAGAACUUACUCUUCAAAAUCCUACGCCUGGGUCAAUCCCAACAGCCCCAGAGCUUCACAGCUUAAGAAAAGAUCCUAUGAUACUAGGUAUUCUUCUCUUGUUAAAGUAGCUGAGGCUUUAGAUUCAAGUAACCCAAGUGAUGAAGAUGUUUGUAACAUUUUGAGUGGUUUAGGUGGUAGAAUAUUAGAGCAAGAUGCUGUGGUUAUCAUCAAUAACAUGUCCAACCCAGAAACUGCAUUGCUUGCUCUUAGGUAUUUUACAGAGAGACUAACUUUUGAUAGGGAGUCUAUUAUUUACAAUGUAACCAUAAAAGUAUUUAGGAAGUGCAAGGAUUUAGAUGGAGCUGAGAAACUGUUUGAGGAAAUGCUCCAAAGAGGGGUUAAGCCUGAUAAUGCCACUUUUUCAACUAUACUUAGCUGUGCUAGGAUGUCAAAUUUGCCUAACAAGGCUGUGGAAUGGUUCGAGAAAAUGCCGAGUUUUGGGCUUAGUCCUGAUGAUGUUACCUACUCAGCUAUGAUUGAUGCCUAUGGGCGGGCAGGUAAUGUUGAAAAAGCUUUGAGUUUGUAUGACCAUGCCAGAACAGAGAAAUGGCGUAUUGAUGCAGUGACAUUCUCGACUUUGAUUAAAAUUUAUGGGAUGUCUGGAAAUUUUGAUGGUUGCUUAAAUGUUUAUGAAGAAAUGAAGGCAGUAGGUGCGAAGCCCAAUAUGGUUACAUAUAACACUUUGUUAGACGCAAUGGGAAGAGCCAAGAGGCCUUGGCAGGCAAAGAAAAUAUACAAAGAAAUGAUUGGCAAUGGUUUUACCCCAACUUUUGGGACAUACGCAGCUCUUUUGCGUGCUUAUGGUCGAGCUCGAUAUGGUGAGGAUGCUCUUGUUGUGUACAGAGAGAUGAAGGAAAAGGGAAUUGGUUUGACUGAGGUUCUUUAUAAUACCCUAUUAGCCAUGUGUGCUGAUCUUGGCUAUGUCAAUGAAGCUAUUGAGAUUUUUGAGGAUAUGAGAAGUUCUGGGACAAAUCCUGAUAGUUGGACUUUCUCAUCUUUGAUUACCAUAUUUUCAUGUAGUGGAGAAGUAUAUAAGGCGGAGAAUAUGUUGAAUCAGAUGUUGGAAGCUGGUUUUGAGCCUAAUAUAUUUGUUUUGACAUCGCUUAUCCAGUGCUAUGGGAAAGCCCAACGUACUGAUGAUGUUGUGAGGACAUUGAACCGGCUCUUAGAAUUGGGCAUAACUCCUGAUGGGCGAUUUUGUGGUUGUCUUCUAAAUGUCAUGACUCAAACACCAAGGAAUGAACUUGGUAAACUUGCUGAAUGUAUUGAGAAAGCUAAUUCAAAGCUUGGUUUUGUGGUAAAACUUCUGAUAGCAGAGAAAGGCACUGAGGGAAAUUUUAAGAAGGAAGCUGCUGAACUUUUUGAUUGUAUUGGCUCUGAUGUAAGGAAGGCUUUCUGCAAUUGCUUAAUCGACCUUUGCGUCAACCUCGAUAUGUUGGAAAGAGCAUGUGAUUUACUAGACUUGGGAUUAACACUUGAAAUUUACACAGAUUUACAGUCUAAGUCAUCAAACCAGUGGUCUCUACAUCUAAAGAGUCUCUCUUCAGGUGCCGCUUUGACAGCCUUACAUGUUUGGAUAAAUGAAUUGUCCAAGGCAGUAGAAUCUGGAGAAAAUCUUCCACCAUUGCUUGGUAUCAAUACUGGGCAUGGAAAACACAAAUAUUCAGACAAAGGUUUGGCUGCAGUGUUCGAGUCGCAUUUGAAGGAACUAAAUGCUCCAUUUCAUGAAGCUCCUGAUAAGGUUGGUUGGUUCCUAACUACAAAAAUUGCAGCUGAGCCAUGGUUAGAAUCUAGAAAAUCAAAUGUAGGUGCUGUCUAGGUUGAUAUUCUCUUGUAGAUUUUGCAUUCCUAGAGUCCACACAUUGUAUGCUCUUUAUCUGUUGUUGGCCUCCUCUCUUGAUAGAGAACUUUUGCACUGUUACACUAUGAAACCAAUAUACAUGUUGGGAGUAUUAUAGAGUUGUUGCAUAAAAAAUAAAUAAAAAAUAAAAAUAAAAAAAACCUUGUUGGCCUCGUUUGUGCUCAGCACUUUUUAAUGUACAACAUUCUUUUAUAGUCUUUUUCUUA
Hevea brasiliensis (rubber tree) is the source of this 2481-nucleotide messenger RNA. RefSeq names its product pentatricopeptide repeat-containing protein At4g16390, chloroplastic. Lineage: Eukaryota; Viridiplantae; Streptophyta; Magnoliopsida; Malpighiales; Euphorbiaceae. The record is from RefSeq and is a predicted model, not a curated record. Gene Ontology annotation, molecular function: protein binding. The transcript has a single exon. Bases 140 to 2233 code for a protein of 697 amino acids. Gene Ontology annotation, cellular component: chloroplast.